Talaromyces marneffei is the source of this 357-nucleotide messenger RNA. RefSeq lists its product as uncharacterized. Lineage: Eukaryota; Fungi; Ascomycota; Eurotiomycetes; Eurotiales; Trichocomaceae. Bases 1 to 357 code for a protein of 118 amino acids. The transcript is spliced from 2 exons. The record is from RefSeq and is a predicted model, not a curated record.
AUGGCUCUCAUGAACAACUUCCUCAUCUUAGUUGUCGGUUUUCUUCUGUGUUAUACACAGCUCUGCAAUGCGGCGGCUGUCAGAUUCUCGAAUGAGAAUAUGCAACCCAGCACUCUAUCUACCAGCAACGAUAAUAACAACAACAUCAUCAACGCCGCGCACGCGAUAGAUCCAAGAGCAGAAAUAAACCGGCCCCCAACUCACAAUGAAGAGAACCACGCACCCGAGAGAGGAUCACUCGAAACCCGAGCAAACAUCAUGCCCGACGUGGCCCGGAUCCUGCCCUUUUUGAAUGCAUUCGGAAAUAUUGGCUAUUCGGGUCAUAAGGAGGGUGGAAAGCCGCCUGUUCCUGAGUGA